Molecule: messenger RNA, 408 nt
Organism: Drepanopeziza brunnea f. sp. 'multigermtubi' MB_m1
Lineage: Eukaryota; Fungi; Ascomycota; Leotiomycetes; Helotiales; Drepanopezizaceae
Source: RefSeq, a predicted model, not a curated record
AUGGCAGCCUGUCAGAAACUCUAUCCUCGGGCGACGGUCAAGAAGAUCGUCAAAGCCCACUCGAAGCGCAAUGUGACCAAGAACGUGGAUGUGUUGAUAUUUCUUGACUACGAGCUCUUUCUGCAAACGCUGAUGAAGGAGGCUACUAUCAAUGCGAGAGCGGCGGGAGAACGGGGAAUCAGUGCGAAGAGUGUCAAGAAGGUAACGGAGGUAUGCAUCCUUAGCGAAAUUCAAAGGUUGAAGCUGUUACUAUGGCAGGAUAAGGAUGAACAAGCACAUCUCUACAUCAAGGGAAGAUAUGGCUGGCCACCAACCGAUAUCCUCACUAUAUCCGGGGCUGUUUGGACUUUGGACCACCCUGGCGCACGGGAGGACGGAGUAAAAGUAAGGCUACGGACGAGGCUGUAG